Messenger RNA from Folsomia candida, 1033 nucleotides. Its product is annotated as uridine diphosphate glucose pyrophosphatase NUDT14. The record is from RefSeq and is a predicted model, not a curated record. Gene Ontology annotation, molecular function: UDP-sugar diphosphatase activity; metal ion binding. The coding region runs from base 347 to 985 and encodes 212 amino acids. The transcript has 6 exons. Lineage: Eukaryota; Metazoa; Arthropoda; Collembola; Entomobryomorpha; Isotomidae. Gene Ontology annotation, biological process: nucleoside phosphate metabolic process; ribose phosphate metabolic process.
CCAACAUGCUGUCCAGUUUACCAAUCUUAUAAAAAUACGUGUCAUUAAUUAAACCUUUAUGUUAUCCUAUAAAUACUAUCUUCAUCUCACUAUUCAAUUAAAAUUAUUCGGGGUUUGGCACAAGUUAUCUUCAUACGACGUGCAUAUGCAGACUCUUCUGCCCCAACUUUGUCAAAUGUAGACCGCAAAAUUUUUUGAAGUAUGUUAAUUCUUCUUGAGUGGUUUGCUUGAUCAAUAUUUUGCAAUAUUUUUAUUUGCUUCACCGACGUGUCUUCAUUAUAAUCUCCUGAUUGCAAACCCAGUUAUUUGCCAUUAGAAUAUAUUUUUAAUAUUUUAACCUGUGAACAUGGAAGACAUUCAAGACGUAAAAUUGCAGCCUAUGCCUGUAUCUCAGUUUUUGAAACCUCUAAGGAUGACAUUCAAGCAGAACGGGAAAGAACGCUUCUGGGAUUUUGUUAAACUUCAUGAAAGUGUUUCUUGCAUUUUAUUCAACCGAAAACGAGGCGUACUCGUGUUCGUAAAGCAGUUUCGCCCAGCCGUAUAUUACGGAAAUUCCGUUCCUACCACGGGGGACAAUUCAGUGAAAGAUAUGGAUUGGACAAAAGUUCCGGCCAAGAACGGGAUUACGAUUGAGCUCUGUGCAGGAAUUGUGGACGAUCCUAAGCUUUCCUUGGCUGAAAUUGUGAAAAAAGAAAUCUUAGAAGAGUGUGGUUAUGAAGUACCUCUGGACAAGAUUGAGAAAGUUAUCGGCUACAGAUCCGGAGUUGGUGUAAGUGGCGACAAAAAUAACAUGUUUUAUGCAGAAAUUACUGAUGAAAUGAAAGUUCAUGAAGGAGGCGGUUUGGAGCAUGAGGGUGAAUUUAUUGAUGUUGUAGAAAUGACGGUACCUGAAAUUCGAAAGUUUAUUGAACAAGAUAACGUUCCUAGUCCUGGUGGAUUUCUUUUUGCAAUUCUCUGGUUUCUUACACACAAAGCACCAAAAUAAAAUUAGUCCCAAACUAUGGUUGUAAUAAAUAUUUUAUUGCAUACACCA